AUGGUGCUUGCAGAUUUUUUAACUGAGACAAGAAGGCGAUGGUUGAAGGCCUUCAAGCUGUUCAAGCGCAGUCGGUCGCACAAAAACAACCGCAACCGCAUAUCACCAGCUUUAGUCCGUCUACCAUCAUACAGCGGUACAGUAGACGCACGUUCAGAAAUAGACCUGCAGCGGUUUUGCGCUUGCCGCGCUUCGCUACCGCCGCUACGUUUAGCGCAAGACUGCGACUCUGCCUCCUAUCACAGCGGUUACAAUAGCUACAGUUCUCGCAAUGAAUCAGAGAACGAUUCAAAUUUCGAUGGUGCACGUUCUGAUUCAGCUUACGAUUCGGCGAGAAGUAGUCCGUCGCAGCAGAGGGCGCCAGUGUGCUACGCCACUGUCACGUACUUCAACGUCAAUGAUAGUGAAGACAGCAGCAGUAUCAGAACAGAAUACACGCUGUUAGAUUACGAAGUGGAUGCUGAACAUGAGGACGAAUUAACGCAAAACAUGAUAAAUGAGAAUAUAGAACUUGUCAGUACAUUAUGA
Messenger RNA from Diatraea saccharalis (sugarcane borer), 528 nucleotides. Lineage: Eukaryota; Metazoa; Arthropoda; Insecta; Lepidoptera; Crambidae. The record is from the annotation of a GenBank genome assembly.